This is a messenger RNA of Chelonia mydas (Green sea turtle), 2004 nucleotides long. It is a transcript of the gene GALR3, whose product is annotated as galanin receptor 3. The transcript is spliced from 3 exons. Gene Ontology annotation, cellular component: membrane. Bases 191 to 1423 code for a protein of 410 amino acids. Gene Ontology annotation, molecular function: G protein-coupled receptor activity. The record is from RefSeq and is a predicted model, not a curated record. Gene Ontology annotation, biological process: G protein-coupled receptor signaling pathway. Lineage: Eukaryota; Metazoa; Chordata; Testudines; Cheloniidae.
UGCGGCUUGAAAAUGAGUUGGCUCUGCUUGUCGAACUGCCACCAAGACACCUGUAAAAAGCCGCUGGAACAGGGAGGCAGAACUAGCCUGGUUGGUCUCCCCUGGUAGCUGCUGGCCCACAAGAGGCACCAGGAGAAAGCACCUGGGCAGCAGAGCCACCGCAGGGCCAGGCCCACUGUCUGAUGGGGAGAUGCCAGAGAGCUGGAAUGCCUCCUCCAACAGCCUGGAGGUGCGAGCUGCAGGCAUCAUUGUGCCGGUGGCCUUCUCCCUCAUCUUCCUCCUGGGCACAGUGGGGAAUGGGCUGGUGCUGGCUGUGCUGCUGCGUAAUGGCCAGGUGAAGUACAACACCACCAACCUGUUCAUCCUCAACCUGGCCAUGGCGGACCUCUGCUUCAUCAUCUGCUGCGUCCCCUUCCAAGCCACCAUCUACACACUGGACGGGUGGCUCUUCGGCCCCUUCGCCUGCAAGGCUGUGCACUUCCUCAUCUACCUCACCAUGUAUGCCAGCAGCUUCACCCUGGCAGCCGUCUCUGUCGACAGGUACCUGGCCAUUCGCUACCCGCUGAAAUCCCGGGAUCUCCGGACCUCCCGGAAUGCAGCGGUUGCCAUCAUAGUGAUCUGGACCCUGUCACUGCUCUUCGCAGGGCCCUACCUCAGCUACUACCAGAUUGUCCACUACCACGGGGUGCCCAUCUGUGUCCCCAUCUGGGAGGACCAGCACCGGAAGAUCCUGGACAUCCUCACCUUUGUGUUUGGGUACCUCCUGCCCGUGGCUGUCGUGAGCUUGGCUUAUGCCAGGACCAUCAAGUUCCUGUGGACCUCAGUAGACCCUGUCGAGAGAAUCUCAGAGUCCCGUAAGGCCAAGCGCAAGGUCACCAAGAUGAUCGUGGCUGUGGCCAUACUCUUCUGCCUCUGCUGGCUGCCCCACCACCUGGUCAUCCUAUGCUUUUGGUUUGGCUACUUCCCCUUCAACCGAGUCACCUAUGCCUGCCGCCUGGCCUCCCACUGCCUGUCAUAUGCCAACUCCUGCCUCAACCCCAUUGUCUAUGCCCUCAUCUCUAAGCAUUUCCGCAAGAAGUUCAAGCUGGUCUUCACUUGCCUCCUCUUCCAGAACAAGAGCAGGAAGAAGAAGAGAGCUGGCAAUAAAGUCCACAUGACCAAUGUGGCCAACAAUGCUGCAGGUGUGUAUGGAGGGAACACCGAGGUCACCCAGAUCCAGGAGGAGAAUGCCAGGUGCUGCCAGGGCCUGCUGCGGAAAGAUGCUGAAGACACCCAUCUCCCUGAGGCAUGGACUCAUCAGCUACAGGACACCACUGUCUCUGCUCAGAGAGGACUUCUGGCUGAAGAAAGUUCUGUAACAACUGGCAACCCACUGGCUGUGACCUCACCAGGAAGAUCUCAGGGCCUGCUGACCCUCCACUGAUAAUAUAAACCAAGAGGAGAAAUGCAUAAUCCAGUGGGGGAGUCACCCUUCCACCCCGUGUAUGCAAGCAGAUUGAAGGAUGUAGCCAUUGGGAAAUUGCACUGCAGUGAUGGCUAAUCUUAACAGUGUCAGCUGUGGCUUUUUUAUGAUCGUUCCACCCUUAUCCACUUCCCUGUACCAUUCUUGUGGGAGCAGUGGAAUCCAUCAAUGGAAAUUCAGAAAGUAGGAGCAUGCUAACAUAAAAACAAGAGACAUGGAGAACUAGACACAGCAUGAUCCCUGGGGAAAGGACUGGACUCCCAUUGCCCUGGGCAUGAUAUUGAAAAUAUGUGGCGAGGAGAAGGGGAAGGAGUUUUACCACCAUAUGCGAUAUGACACCACGCAAUUAAAGGUGUGAUCCAGUGUAAGGCACUGCCCACAUAUUGGGAUUCAAAGAUCUGAACUUCCCUCUUGAGAUUAAUUAGCCCCUCGAUAAGCCCUGUGUGGGUGUCUGUUGCUCACAGUCACCCAGGGGGUAUUCCCCCUACACAUUUAGGCCUACGUUUUCAACAGUGCCCACUAAUUUUGCAUCUUGGGUACUG